GUUGCUACUACGCUCCCGUAUACCUUUGUGAUCCCAUACGUUCGAUUUACUAUAAAUACGUAAUGCAUACAUAGAGGCUAAAGCCAUGAUUAAGCCAAACAAACAAACAAACAAACAAACAAAAAAGAGAGUUUGAAAUUCAUCAAUUAGCAGAAGAGAAGAAGAGUGAAAAUGAUGAAGAUCAGAAUUGCAUUAUUAUUGCUUUGCUUCUGCAUGGUUGCCAUGGCCAUGACGUCCCCAUUACCCGAUGAUGAUCAGAGCCCGGAAGCAGUUGAAAGAUGGUUCCGAUACGUCCGGCCAUUCGCCAAGCCCAAGUUGACCAAGCUGAAGUUCUACUACCACGAGAACCGGGUGGCUGCCACCCCGACGGCCGUAGAAGUAGCCCGGGCUAACUUGACCGCCACUUCUCGGACCGGUUUCGGCUCAACCUACGUCAUCGAUGACCCGUUGACCGUCAGCCCGGAUCCCAACUCUCAGGUCAUCGGCCGAGCUCAAGGGAUUUAUGCUUCCGCGAGUCAAGAGGAUUUUGCAUUCAUCUUGCAGUUUAAUGUGGUGUUUACUGCCGGAGAAUUCAAAGGCAGCACCCUCAGCGUUAUGGCUCGGGACCCCAUUACGAAUACCUACCGGGAACCGUCGAUCGUCGGCGGGUCUGGAGCUUUCCGGCUGGCCCGUGGAGUCAUUUCGACCCAUACUUAUUCACUUGACCCGGCUACGCUGAAUGUGGUUGUGGAGUACAACGUUUUCGUCGAGCACUACUGAAGUGUUCGAGUUACUUUAUAAGCCAUGCAUUUCUAAGGUUAAUGAUAUCAACAUUCAGGCUGUACAUUUUUUGUACCGCUAAUAAUGUCAUGUUCCUAUAAUUUAUUUUGACUUUUCUAAGCUUGUGUUUCGUCAAUAUUUGACGCAUUAUGCCAGCAGAAUUUGAAUAAUAACACUUUGGACUACUUCUCUUUGAAGGCACUGUCAAAAAAGAUAAUUAAUCAAUUUAAGGGUACUAUUGUUUCAUUUUCACAAAUCAUUUACCA
Molecule: messenger RNA, 1025 nt
Organism: Oldenlandia corymbosa var. corymbosa
Lineage: Eukaryota; Viridiplantae; Streptophyta; Magnoliopsida; Gentianales; Rubiaceae
Source: the annotation of a GenBank genome assembly